AACUUCACAUACCAAGAUGGACUUCUUAGGGUAAGUUGAUCAAAUACGGGUGACACAGCAGCUUGACUAACAAUGAAGCAGUGUUUCGCGCGGCUCAAUCCGCUCAAAAGCUUUGAAGAAGAUUGCCGCCAUGUCCUUCAAAGAGGAAGAGCGUGGAGGUUAUGGCCGCAGCGGUUAUUACAUCAAUGGCUCCUUGGGGCUUGGUGGUGAUGUGUUGAAGUUGUCGAAUGCCAUAGACUAUAAGAAGCUGAGUGACGGGGGUAUUGGACCAAUGUCUCAUAAGGAGUUGGAGAUCUUGUUUGCGUUGGCUAGUGCAAGCUCGUAUGUUCGAACUGAGACUCAAGGUAAACAGUUGUUGAGUUUGUUAUCACCUUAUUUCUUGCAAUGCUCAACACAGGAGUUCAAGAGCAAUAUCAGCUUACAAUUAUCACCGUCUCCGUGGGACUACGUUACCAUGAAGUUGACAAGCUCGAUAACGACACUGGGUGAGAAGUUCCCAUCCUUGGAAGAUGACGUUGUGGUACUAUUUAAGCAGUACUUGGCUAGGUUUAAGAAGGAUGGUAUUUCAUUGUGUGCAUAUUUCAGUUUGUUGGGAUUCUUGAAAGCUCUGAUAGGCAGUGACUCAUCGUUCGAUGCUUUGAUUGUCGAUGACAUCAUCGACUUGUUCACAGAGCAGUUCUUUGACACCGUGGAGUCUGCAACACAAAACUCAUUACAAGAUGAGCACCACUUGACAUACUUAGUGGCUUAUUUGGCAUCAGGAGAUGAAUUCAACUCAUUAUUAUUUGCAAAGUUGGCUCAGGCGUUGUUUUCCCAUAUAGUUCUUACUACAAUCGCCAAAGAAGGAGUCCUUGAAAAGAAACAAGACUUAUCUCUCUCCGAAACGUUGUUAUCAUUAGCAGCUUUGGAUUACGACAGCGAUCCGGGUUCAGUUUCAAAGUUAGAAAGGGUAAAAACCGCUUUGAAUACGUCAGUUUUAGAGAAAUUGGUGCGGAGAUCAAAGGCUCAGAUCGACGAAUUGGACAACGGCGCACCUUACAUCAACCUUUCAUCGACAGAACGUGUUAACUUGGCUUUGUCCACCAAAAGUAUUGCUUUGGAUGUUUUAGCAGCAGGGUUAUUGGUGGAUUUGGUUUCGAACCAAGAAGUUACAGCUCUGGUUAAACUUUCUUUGAUUAACCCCAACGAAUCAGUCAAUCCUGAUUUAUCUCGUUCGUCGAUCGCUGUUGGUUCGUUGUUAACAUAUAAAGACAAGAAAAAUAUCAGUGCAGAGUUGAUCCAUUUAUUUCCUCUUAUUCUUUCAAAGCUCCCUUCCUCGACAGAUGUAUCUUAUAUCAAGAUGUUGUCAAAAAGCUUGGCUCUGGGAUUGAAACCUUUGAACCAAGAUUCUAUCAUUACAACAAUUUACUCGUUGGUCAAUUUGUUGGUUUCAAAUAACACAUCAGCGCCUGUCACUGCAAUGCGCGAGUUAAAAAUUCGAUCUACAACGAACAGCUUCAACCAUACGAGAGUGAAACGUUCAAGCACCAUAAAUUCUUUGAAGGAGACAGACCCUCUAGUAACCGCACCAGAUGGGAAACCUGUACAUGGCCAUAUAUAUAAGAAUGCAAUCACCUCUAUCAUUGAACUGACAAAGACUUAUGGUGAUGAAGCAAUAACAGUUCUUGCAGUGACGGUAUUGUCCCAAAAGUUUCAGUCAAAUACUUCUCCAUUGGGGUUUAACCUCUUGAAAGGAUUGUCAGAAAUUGCAACGUCACUAUCCCAUAAAGAAUUUUUGGCCUUGAUGAAACUGUUUGACAAUGCGCUUAUCACUCACAAGGAUAAUCCUGACUUUACAGCUGCAGUGAUUAAUGCAAGAGUUACAAUCUCAAAGACCCUCCAAGGUCAAACUGAUCACGAUUUAUAUUUUGUUUACUUGAACGAAAUGUUAAACAAUGUCGUAUCUCGUGGUGACGUUCGAAAGACCGACCAUAGAUCCCAAGGUGAAAUAUCAGAAAUUGCAAAGCAAAUCUCUUAUUUGAUUAAACCGAUUGCACAAUUGUUACCGGUUGACUCAAAGUUAUCCAACUUGGAUGAUACAACCCUGGUGCUGUUCCAAAAUUUUUGGUUUAACGUUGUCGUGCAUGGUUACAAUGAAACUUCUGAAUUGACUAAAAAAUACCAAACUGAACUUGAAAUCAUAGCACUCAAUUCACCUCCGCUAGCUUCUGACUUGAAAAGUGUUCGUGCGGAAACAUCAUUUGAAUUAAAUACCGUUUUGAGAAGAGGCUCUUCCAACCAUAAUGUUAAAGAUCAAAAGCAUAUUAUAAGCGGUAUUUCGAACAUCAACAGUCUUGAGAAAAGAACUUUAUCAUAUACAAAGUUGAUGUUCUUGUCUGCCACGUCUCUAUUGGAAAACUUGCGUGCAAAUACUGGCGAUUGUUCUACGAUCCUCUACUACUUUUCUGAUCCAUCCAUUGCCAACUCAAAUAUUGAAAGAUUUAUCGGUUCAAUUUCAAUCUCCGUCGUUCAAAAGUAUAUUCAAUUGACUGAGAAGAGCGGGAGUAAACAUUUUACAUGUGAUAAAAUUGCUGAUCAGUUGACUAAAAUUCUCAUCUUGUGUUGUCAUAGAGAAUACAGUCUUCAAGACGCAGCAUUCCAAUCCGCAUCUUUGUUCAUUUCUAGACUAACAUCUGGAUUGGUGAACCGUUUAAGUUUGUAUACUUUGCUUGAUCUCUUAACUGCAAUGUUUGACAGUGUUGUGGACUCCGAAAGAAGUAAAUAUCAACCACGUCGUGAGUUCACUUUGGCCCAUUCUCAGGAGAAGAUUAAAGUUUCGGACUCAAUCAAAUGGAAACGUUCAACCCUGGAGCGGCUACAUAGAAAUGCCAAACAAUGGUGCUUGUUGGCUCUGAGUAAAUCAAACCAGGAUCUAAAGGCUCUUCUUCAAUCAUACAUUUCGGACUUGGGACUACAAGUUAGGGCUAACCCUGUUCAAUUUGGUGUUACCUUUGCCAUGGAGAUGGCCGGUUCAAUUUUGCCUAAUGAUUUGGAAAAUUCAAAUGUGUCCAUGGCAGGUCUUGGUAAAGCAAACUCUAUUGCAGGUUUCCUGUCUGAAUACGGUUGGAGAGCCAAGCAUGACACUGGUUUGUCCGAUAUCGAUGGUGAUAGUAAGGAUCCGUUGAUGACUUUAAUCCGUGCACACAAGAGUCUCAUGAGUUCUGGUGAAUCUGUUCGUCUUGGUGAUCCAAACUUUGAAGCACGUGCUCACCUCUUGUUGUCUGAUAUUGCCGCAGUAUGGCAAACCUCCAUCAAGAAUAGGGUAGGCGUGUUUUCUAAGCAGUACGACUUGAUUGACGAGGGUUUCUUGAGAAUGGCUUAUACGCCAUCUGACCAGGCUAAAGUUAAUUACUAUGCCGAUCUUGCAUUGGAAGGCUUUGAAACUGAUUUCCAAGUGAUCAAGUUCUUCACUUCUCAUUUCGAAGGCACAAUGUAUCAGUCCGAAAAUAUUCUGAGGGUUUUCACUCGUGUGGUUUGUCUUGCGUUGGAACGCUCGAAAACUGCUAGUUUACAUCCAUAUGCGAGAUUGGUGAGAUUUGAACUUGUAAACUUUGGAUUUGACGUUAUGCAAGUGCAACUGAAGACUAAUCCACGUGUAGGGGCAGAAUUAGCAAACUUGAUAUUGGAGUCAAUAUUGUCCUGGUUCACUCAAUCUAGACAAUAUCCAUUCGGUGAUAACGAUUUGAGACUCAAAUCUGACUUAAACUUAUUGAAAACAGUCUACCGCAGAACUAUGAACAUGACAUUUUCCGCCAACUCCCUAUGGAAUAUUGACAUCAAGAGAACUCUAUGUUUGGCGUUCUUACACGACGAAAUUUCAAAGAUCAUCAUAUGGUUAAAUCCAUUAGAACCAGUUGAUUUUAAGGAGGAGCCUGUCAAAGUUGACGAAGUUAUGUUGAAAUUUGCAUACUCAAUGAACCCAGCUUUAGCUAUAAGUUUGGUAGCGAAGAUUCCAAGCUUGGACAAGUACCUUUUUGAACUGGUUGUAUCUAAACCAGUCGAUGCUCUUCCAUUCUACCAAUCAGUCAGGUAUUUACUUGCGUCACCGGAGAAUUACAAGUAUUUGAUCUUUGCAAAAGCUAUUGACCCGACUGAAUCUAUCAAUUUGUUUACUCCUCCUUAUAUUGACAAUCCAUAUGUGAUCCAGUAUAACAUGAGGGCGUUAGAAUCUCAGGAUAUUAAUUUGACUUUCUUUUAUGUCCCACAGAUCGUUCAAUGUCUUCUGAAUGAUUCUAUGGGAUAUGUUGCAAGAUUCAUUGCUGAAACAGGAAAAGUUAGCCAAAAGUUUUCCCAUCAGUUGAUUUGGAAUCUGAAAGCGAAUGCUGAAAACAAGGCACUUUGCUCACAAGAGAUGAUCAACCAAAUCAUUGAUUCGUAUGACGAUGAAGCUAUGGAGUAUUACAAGGCCGAGUUUGGAUUCUUUGAUGAGGUUACAUCCAUUUCAGGUAAAUUAAUGCCAUACCUGAAGAAAACCAAGGCAGAAAAGAAGAUUAAGAUCGAUGAAGAGAUGGCCAAGAUCGUUGUUGCUGAGAAUGUUUAUUUGCCAUCCAAUCCAGAUGGUGUUCUUAUUGAUAUCAACAGAACCAGUGGUAAGCCAUUACAGUCUCAUGCAAAGACACCAUUCAUGGCCACAUUCCGUAUUCGCAGGGAGGAGGAAAUUAGUGGUCAGAUGAUCACAGUUGAGAAAUGGCAAUCUGCAAUCUUUAAAGUUGGAGAUGACUGUCGUCAAGAUGUUUUAGCCUUACAAUUGAUUGCUAUCUUCAAGUCUAUAUGGGAGAAUGCCGGAUUAAACCUUUAUUGUUACCCAAAUCGUGUUACAGCUACUGCACCAGGUUGUGGUGUUAUUGACGUUCUUCCAAAUUCUAUAUCUCGUGAUAUGUUGGGUCGUGAAGCUGUGAACGAUUUAUACACUUUCUUCAAAUCCAAGUUCCCAGAUGGUGUUCUUGAGUACGAAGAUGCUGUGCAAAACUUUGUGAAAUCUCUCGCUGCUUAUUCUAUCAUAUCAUAUCUUCUUCAGUUCAAGGAUAGACAUAACGGUAACAUCAUGUAUGACGACCAUGGUCAUAUUCUUCACAUUGAUUUUGGGUUUUGCUUUGACAUUGUUCCUGGCGGUGUUAAAUUUGAAGCUUGUCCAUUCAAAUUGACGAAGGAAAUGGUACGCGUUAUGGGAGGCUCUAAUGAUACUGAAAGCUUUAAGAUGUUUGAAGAACUAUUCAUUAAGGGUUUCCUUGCUGUUAGACCGUACUAUGGAUUGAUUGUUGGUAAUGUUCAAAGUAUGCUUGCCAGUGGGUUACCGUGCUUCAAAGGAGAAAAGACGAUGAGAAACUUGAAGGCCAGAUUCUUCUUAGACAAGGACGAUAAACAGUGCAUCAAGGCACUGAAGGGAUUGAUCAGACAGAGUUAUGAGAGUCUUUUCUCUGUCGGUUAUGAUAAAUUCCAAAAGAUGACCAACGGUAUUCCAUACUAAGGGUGUGAGUUCUAUGGACACAUCAUUAAAAGUUGUGGGAGGGGGAGUGUUCCCCAUGUGAUAAAAAUACGAAAGAUGAAACAGACAAUACUAAAGAUACAGUUACAUCGUACCAUGUGUAACCGAUGCGUAGUUUUUCACGCUGUGUUUUAACCUCACUUGUAUGUAUGUAGUUGGCCUGUAAUGUCAAGAUACA
Williopsis jadinii is the source of this 5702-nucleotide messenger RNA. RefSeq names its product 1-phosphatidylinositol 4-kinase STT4 (gene STT4). The transcript has a single exon. Gene Ontology annotation, cellular component: plasma membrane; cytoplasm. Gene Ontology annotation, molecular function: 1-phosphatidylinositol 4-kinase activity. Lineage: Eukaryota; Fungi; Ascomycota; Saccharomycetes; Phaffomycetales; Wickerhamomycetaceae. Gene Ontology annotation, biological process: phosphatidylinositol phosphate biosynthetic process; phosphatidylinositol-mediated signaling. The record is from RefSeq and is a predicted model, not a curated record. Bases 131 to 5506 code for a protein of 1791 amino acids.